Molecule: messenger RNA, 1218 nt
Organism: Helianthus annuus (common sunflower)
Lineage: Eukaryota; Viridiplantae; Streptophyta; Magnoliopsida; Asterales; Asteraceae
Product: calcineurin B-like protein 4
Exons: 7
Coding region: 211-876 (221 amino acids)
Biological process (GO): calcium-mediated signaling
Molecular function (GO): kinase binding; calcium ion binding
Source: RefSeq, a predicted model, not a curated record
UUUUUUUUUUUUUUUUCAAAAGCAAAAAGGGUAUAUACAUACAUACAUACAUAAAUAGACUUUUCAGAUCAUCAUUUAUAACAAGAUCUCAAGCUUUCAAACAACAAGAUCAUCCUCCUUUCUUCUUUCAGAUCAAAAGGGAAUAAUAAGGGAUAUCUUUAGCAUGAUCUUAUCAUUCUUUGGAAGUCAUAGAAUCAUCAAUCGGAUUUGAUGGGUUGCAUUAGUUCCAAAGAAGUUAAGCAUACCCCGGGGUAUGAGGAUCCCGCUCUUUUAGCUAAAGAAACCCCAUGUAAGUUCUCGUAUAUACCCCCAUUCAGCGUGAGUGAAGUCGAGGCUUUGUAUGAGCUUUUCAAGAAGUUGAGUAGCUCCAUCAUCAAUGAUGGUCUCAUUCACAAGGAAGAAUUCCAGCUUGCGCUUUUCAGAAACAGAAAGAGGCGAAAUCUAUUUUCAGACAGGAUAUUCGAUCUGUUUGAUCUGAAACGUAAUGGAGUUAUUGAGUUUGGCGAGUUUGUUCGAUCAUUAGGCGUUUUUCAUCCUAAUGCUCCAGUAGAAGAUAAAAUAAAAUUUGCUUUCAGGCUAUAUGAUCUAAGACGUACCGGUUUUAUCGAAAGAGAGGAGUUAAAAGAGAUGGUGAUAGCACUCUUACACGAAUCAGAUUUGGUACUUUCGGAAGACGUUAUCGAAACGAUAGUCGAUAAGACGUUUAGUGAUGCGGAUUUGAAGGGCGAUGGAAAGAUAGACGAAGACGAAUGGAAACAAUUUGUGGCAAAGAAUCCGUCUCUCAUAAAGAACAUGACCCUCCCCUAUUUAAAGGACAUAACUUUGGCGUUCCCGAGCUUUGUUCUGACCAGUGAAGUAGAAGAAUCGGAAAUAUAAAACAUGGAGACUCGUCAAUAAAUGAGACGAUUUGGGGUAUGAAGUAAAGUGGGCGCUUUGAACUCUCGUUGGCCAAAAAGCUAGGGGGCAAAAUGGGAAAUUUUAGAUGGUUCCGAGGCAGGGUGCAUUGAGGUUCAUGUACAGAAGGGGGUAAAAAUGGCAAAUGCUGUGUAUCAACUGUUCAGUCUAGUUAUCUUGUUUUGUUCUUUGGUGUAAGUUGAGAGAUUUUAAAUCUUGUAAGAUGGAAAUGAUGAAUAAAGUGCUGGUUUUGUGUUAGUAUGGGGAUAAUUACUUAUAUUCGCGGGUUUGUAAUCUUUAUAUGAGGUUUAGUUUGUUGAAUCA